Drosophila obscura is the source of this 1835-nucleotide messenger RNA. It is a transcript of the gene Haspin, whose product is annotated as serine/threonine-protein kinase haspin homolog. The transcript has 5 exons. The record is from RefSeq and is a predicted model, not a curated record. Gene Ontology annotation, molecular function: histone H3T3 kinase activity; ATP binding. Bases 49 to 1782 code for a protein of 577 amino acids. Gene Ontology annotation, biological process: mitotic cell cycle; intracellular signal transduction; protein phosphorylation. Gene Ontology annotation, cellular component: nucleus; cytoplasm. NCBI's taxonomy places the organism in Eukaryota, Metazoa, Arthropoda, Insecta, Diptera, Drosophilidae.
CGAUAAAUUUAAAUAGUAGACUUACAAUUUAAUAGAAACAGAGUAAAGAUGGAGGAUACUUUGCACGAUGAAGCAUGGAAAGAUUCAUUUGAUAAAUUAUUGGACCCCCGUCCGCAACUGCGAAUUCUUAACAUAAUUAAAACGAAUGUUAGAGCAUCCUUUAACCUUGAUUCCAGUGUAGAAAACAGCAACCACAGCAUUUUAGAAAUCAAUGAGCCGGGCCGGCCAAAGCAACAAAUUUUAGAUAUAUGUGAUGAUUUAAAUGAAGUGGGAAAGCGCUCAAUUUCAACGCCAUUUGGAAAACGUUUAGGCGCUGAUUUAUUUCACUGCGGAAUAUCUCCUAUCACGGGAAUGAAGCUUGACGGAUUUGGUGGUAACACUGAGAAACAACAAGACCGUGUGCAGGCAGAGCUGCAUAUAAAAAAACGAGUAUGCUUCGAAAUAGAAUCCAAGAAUACAAUCGGUAAUUUGAACGAAUUGAAUUCUAAAUUCAAGAACAGGCACUCGAAAAAGAAAUCUGACGAGCGUGGACUUGGAAUUCGGUCUUCACUUGUUUUACAGCCAGGAAAGUGGCGAAAAUCUCUGAGUUCUUGGCGCCGAACGCAAGUAGUUGAAACCACUCUAAACAUAAGCGCAAACUCACCUUUACUCACUGCCCGCGCAUCUACGCAUGUCAGGACCUCUAGUUCAGUUAGCCAAGGACGUAAAUCGAUAUUUUUAAAUGACUGUAAUAAUAUAAUUAUUGAUUAUGAGAGCCAAGUCCUGAAACAUUGCGAUCAGCGUAAGCCGCUUCGAUUUGACGUUGUAUAUGCACAAUCCAAAAUGUUAAAUGCCAAAAAAAUAGGCGAAGGUGCUUAUGGCGAAGUGUUUAGGUAUACUAUGAAACGGAAAAAAGGAGAUACUCAUAACUCUGACGUGGUCCUAAAGGUUAUACCUAUUGAAGGUUCCACUGAAGUUAACGGAGAACUGCAAAAGACCUUUGCACAAAUAUUGCCAGAAAUUAUAAUUUCUAAAAAAAUGUGCAGUCUACGAUUAGGAAAAAAUAAUACUACUGAUGGAUAUGCAAAUAUAUACAAGGUAUCAUUAGUUAGAGGAAAGUAUCCGGAACAUUUGAUAAAACUUUGGGAAUGUUACGACGAUGAAAAGGAAUCUGAAAAUGAUCAUCCUAUAAUAUUUACAGAUGACCAACUAUUUAUAGUUUUAGAAUUGAAGUUUUCUGGAGAAGACAUGUCCAACUUUAAAUUUGUAAAUGCUGAACAAUCGUAUUAUGCAUUGCAACAGAUAAUUUUGGCUCUGGCAGUUGGCGAAGAAGAGUGCCAAUUUGAGCAUCGUGAUCUUCAUUGGGGCAACAUAUUAAUCGAACCAGCUACUGUGAAAGAAAUUUCGUAUAAAUUUCAUACCAAGGACCUGACAGUUUUUUCGAAAGGGGUGAAAAUUACAAUCAUUGACUACACUCUAUCAAGAAUAACUAUUGACGAAUUUUGCAACUUUAAUGAUCUGUCUUCCGAUGAGGAACUGUUUGCUGCGUCAGGAGACUAUCAAUAUGAUAUUUACCGACUGAUGCGGGAUGAGCUCAAAAAUAAUUGGGCUUCAUUUGCGCCUAAAACAAAUGUGCUUUGGCUGUCUUACGUAACUGCAAAACUAAUUAAUGGCAUCUUUUAUAAGAGCGCCAACACGAAAAUCCACAGACUGUACAUUGAGAAGCUAAAGAAAUUUCAAAGUACAAUACUGUCGUUUGAAAGUGCCACCCAUUGUGUCAAACAUGUCUUUGAUUUGAAUUAGCAUUUACUUUGCAUAUAUUAAUUAUAUUUUAAAUAAAAUUUUUUAUUUUUAAA